AUGACAUGGAAUCAGAGUAAAAUGGCGUUAGAAAGUAUGAUCAUCAUCUGUGUAUGGCUGCCAAUUUAUUUUAUCGGUUUUUUUGCUAAUAUAUUUGUUUGUUUAACUAUCCUAGAACAUUUCAAAUUUCGAUCAUCACUAUACCGUUUAAUAUUUAGCAGUGCCGCAUCAGAUGCGCUCGGCGAUGCCUGUAUUUUAGCUUAUUUAGGCAUGACUUUACUCUUAAGCUAUCUCGAUCAUUCAUUACUAUGGCCAGUAGGUAAUAUUAUGUGUAAAGUCUUUGGGUUAUUCAUCUUUGCUACUUAUUUCAUCUCUAUAUUUACAUUAACGUUCCUUAGCAUUGAUCGUUACUAUAGCGUAGUUAAAUUACGUAAGCCAACAUUAUCAACCAAUUGGAGAACUACCAAUGUCGCUUUCAUUACAUGGAUCGGUGGUUUUAUCCUUGCUGCACCAUUUUAUUGGAUCUAUCAUUUACCUAAAAAGCCAUCGCGGUAUUGUGAUUUCGGAUUAAUUAGCACAUUAUGGGGAAGAUUUUAUGCUGCGCUACUACUUAUUGUUAUUAUUUUGAUACCAUUUAUAAUUAUAAUUUAUUGCUAUACUCGAGUAGCUAAAAAAAUUUAUGCUGUUAAUCCCACGUCAAGCCUUAACCAUUCACAUCGAUUACCUCGCGGCUAUAAAGGCGCUAUCCAAAUGAUUAUGGCCGUUACAGCUUCAUCAACAUCUGCUGGUAAUAAUUAUAACGAUAAUUAA
This is a messenger RNA of Trichoplax adhaerens, 750 nucleotides long. RefSeq lists its product as uncharacterized. NCBI's taxonomy places the organism in Eukaryota, Metazoa, Placozoa, Uniplacotomia, Trichoplacea, Trichoplacidae. The transcript has 2 exons. The record is from RefSeq and is a predicted model, not a curated record. Bases 1 to 750 code for a protein of 249 amino acids. Gene Ontology annotation, biological process: G protein-coupled receptor signaling pathway. Gene Ontology annotation, molecular function: G protein-coupled receptor activity. Gene Ontology annotation, cellular component: membrane.